Messenger RNA from Vitis riparia (riverbank grape), 1492 nucleotides. RefSeq names its product plasmodesmata-located protein 6. The record is from RefSeq and is a predicted model, not a curated record. The transcript has 3 exons. NCBI's taxonomy places the organism in Eukaryota, Viridiplantae, Streptophyta, Magnoliopsida, Vitales, Vitaceae. Gene Ontology annotation, cellular component: plasmodesma. Bases 140 to 1036 code for a protein of 298 amino acids.
GCCUUACGUAAUUCUGCGUGAAGCAACCACAGCCUGCCAAAGUUCUCAUAGACUCGUACACUUCCAUUACUUCCAUUCCAUCAGCCUAGACCUUUCAGUUCUUCCUGCUCUCUAACUUUGGCUAACCAAACUGGACAGCAUGUCUGUAAGCCUUUCUCUUUGUCUCUCGUCUCUCUUGAUUUUUCUCAUCACCUUCUCAGCUCUGCCAAGCCCUUCAAUCUCUGCCAUAGACACCUUCAUCUUUGGUGGGUGCGCUCAGAUAAGGUACUUUCAGGGCUCACCCUACGAGUCCAACGUCAAUUCUAUUCUCACCUCCCUCGUCAACUCAGCCUCGGCUCCUGGCAUCGCCGCCCUCUACAACAAGUACACCGUCCCUGGCCCCACCUCUCAGGACACCGUCUCCGGCCUCUACCAAUGCAGAGGCGACCUCAACCCCGGCGACUGUGCUCGCUGCGUGGCUCGCUGCGUGUCUCAACUCGGAGCCCUCUGCCUUGACUCCUGCGGCGGCGCGUUGCAGCUCGAAGGGUGCUUCGUCAAGUACGAUAACGCCACCUUCCUAGGGGUGGAAGACAAGACGGUGGUGGUGAAGAAAUGUGGGCCGUCGAUUGGGUAUGACUCCGACGCGUUGACCCGCCGCGAUGCCGUGCUGGGCUACCUGGAGGGCGGGACCCAGACUUUUCGGGUCGGGGGGUCAGGGAACAUCCAGGGUAUGGCGCAGUGCGUAGGGGAUCUGAGUGCGAGCGAGUGUCAGGAUUGCGUGUCGGACGCCAUCGGACGGCUGAGAAGCGAGUGUGGGACCUCUGCUUGGGGAGACAUGUUCUUGGCCAAGUGCUACGCGCGGUUCUGGGAAGGUGGAGAUCGAUCGCACACUGCAAAUGAUGGGUAUGGUUAUGAUCAUCAUGAUCAUGAUAACGACAAUGAUGAAGACAUCGAGAAGACAUUAGCGAUUCUCAUCGGGCUUAUAGCAGGGGUUGCGUUAAUCAUAGUUUUCCUUUCCUUCUUAAGAAAAGUGCUUGAAGGAAAAGAUGGCAAAUGAAUCAGAAUCCGCGGAAGUCUGUUCCAGUUACUGUUCCAUUCUCCUUCCUUCCUCUGGUAAAUCAAGUCGCUUUGCUUUCGGUGGUUCCUUUGCUUCACUUUUUUUCUCUUUUGUUUUCUUUUCAUCUCUCUUCUGUAGUUUCCUUCCCACUUCCUCUAAAGCAUACCUUAAAGGCUAGCGAGAAAGAUGUUUUUGGAAACAGGUACCUUGAAAUAUGUGAAAAGAAAGUUGCAAUGAGAAGAGAAGUCCCACACAUUCCACAUUCCCCACACCCACGUAACAAUGUUAGCUUUGUCUACUAAUAUGUAAAUGGCAUAUUCUUUUCACUGGAAAAAGUGCUUUGUGAUGCUUAAGUUAAGUAAACAUUGUUGGAUCUUUUGUAUUGUUUUUGCUGAAUUUUUACCUUUCCUGCAAAAUUUAGAUAUGAACAUACUUGUUUUUAGAUUCCGUUUCAAA